Molecule: messenger RNA, 1922 nt
Organism: Paecilomyces variotii
Lineage: Eukaryota; Fungi; Ascomycota; Eurotiomycetes; Eurotiales; Thermoascaceae
Product: XRCC4-like factor-domain-containing protein
Exons: 2
Coding region: 107-1828 (573 amino acids)
Biological process (GO): double-strand break repair via nonhomologous end joining
Cellular component (GO): nucleus; DNA ligase IV complex
Molecular function (GO): DNA end binding
Source: RefSeq, a predicted model, not a curated record
CUACUUCGAAUCUGCUAUUAGGCAGUUACAAACACCAUCUGGUAUUAAGGAGGGGCUUUCUCCUCGUCAUGAUAGACAUUUACUUCUAUUCACUUCCAUCGUAGCAAUGCCUCAGAACUGGCAGAAGCUACCACUGCCCGCAAAAGACAACUUGCCUCCACUUCUCUUCAAAUAUAUUUCUAGCUCUCAAGGCUAUGAGAUAUUUCUAACGGACCUAACCUAUAUCUGGACGGAACGUCUCAACCGCAAACAGGUUAUACAAAGAGCUGAAGAGGGGGAGACUAGUGUCGACCCCAGCGAAGAUGCUGAACAAUUCAAGGUUCUCUUGCAAAAAGUAGAAGAUGCCUUAUGUGGCGCUGAAGGGAGCAGCCUCACCCUGAAAACGGGGGCAAAGAGCAAUUCAUUAGAGUUGAUCACGGAAACGAAACUGCCAGCCCCUUUACACGCGCUACAAUGGACCUUAUACAUGACCCGCGGCCCGCAGAGGAGUCUGACAAGAGAGCUUCUCUUACCACUGCUGAGGGAGGAGGCCAACCGCGAAAGACAGCAGAGAUCCUUGCUCGACCACCUGAAAGAAAAAGACUGGGUCAUAGGGAAAAUAUUCGAUAAGAUCGAAUCUUCCGGGCUUGAUUUGAGCACGGUGUUUCCUGGGACAGCGGGUCUACGUGCUGGAAAGAGAGGUACUACGCGAGCACAAGCAGAAAAGCUCAUCAGAGGAGUUGCACCGUUUGAUGAACACGGUUGGAAAAAUGAAGUCAGCAAGGGAAAUGUCGACGCGGAACUCGCUCCGAAAUUGGUUAAAGAGCUUUCGGACACUACAGGCUCCUUAGACUUGAAAAGUCUUGACCUGGCCCUAGAUACGUGGUGGGAAGACGUCAAUGUUGGAAGCCGGGCUCCAGAAUCGCGAGGAGAGAAAAAGAAAACAUCUAAGGCUGAUACCGCGCCUUUAAAGAAGGGAAAAGAGACAAAACAUGACGAGAAUAGCGAUGACGAGUUUCAGCGCCAAGCGACUCCUCCACAUCUAAAACGUGCAAAGGAAGACCCGCAAGAGCGUCCCAUAUCCCGUAGUAAUGCACUAAGCAAGUCACCUACUGUGUCUCCAUCCCUAAGUCCUGAGAAGACCGUACUAAAGCCGAAGCAUAAAGGACUGGGGGUCAUUGGGGGCCCAAAGCCAGCAAAGAGAGAGCCUCCUCCACGCCCUCCAUCUUCUACUGCAUCUGAAGUCUCAGAGCCCGUUCACCGUUCCCCUGUCCCAGAACCCGAUCUCGAUCAGGAGACCGCAUCAGAGGACGAAGAAGAUGCUGAACCACAACCAAGCCUCAAACCGCAAAGAGCAGAGGAAGCACAAGCUCCCAAACCCCGUCCUCGCGGACUGGGCGUGAUAGGUGGAAAGAAAGCAGCAAAAGCAUCCACCCCACCUUCUCCUCCACCAGAGAGAUCCCAAAACAGAGCUCCAUCAGCAACAACAGAUGUUGGCUCAGCAAGCCCGUCACCCCAGAAACUAAAACCUCGCGGCAAACUCGGAAUGAUCGGUGGCGGUGCCCGUAACAAGACAAUCCCUUCUCGGCCUGCGCAUGAUGUUCCUGCGUCUUCUGCUGAGUCGACAGCAUCUGAGGCAGAAGAUGACCUAAAUAGAGUAUCUGCCGCUCCCAAGGCUGGGGCUCUGUCUCGGUCUUCUUCCCCAGCAGCCCCGCCUGCCGUAAAGCAGGAAAAGGAGCCGCAGCGCGAGCUGACGGCGCAGGAGAAGGCAGAUAAGAAGCGCGAGCAGUUGAAGAGGGAGUUAGAGGCGAAGAGCAAAGCUCCCGUGAAGAAGAAAAGGAAAUUUUGAUAGCUCCUUUGAGUUUUUUAUUACUGUUCUGGAAUGUCUCGGAUCUUCUCUGCGUGCAUGCAUUGCAACUCGUAUAUUUCCCUUUCUUUCUUUU